GCAGAUUGAUGGUUAGACGAAAUACACUUGCAUUUGCACAGUACAGGUUACCUUACCAACCCGAAUACUACCAAGACGAAUUUCUUAAAUCCCGCGAGGAAAUAUUAAAUACCUGAAGAACCCACAUUCGAACAGAGCAGGAGACAGUUAUAUUCCAGCAGGGCAGAAUUUUGAGCAAACAUGUCCUGGCACUUCGUAGAACGUUGGUUACAAAAGGUCAACCAACAUUCGACCCUCAUUGGAAAGUUUUGGAUCACUUUCCUUAUCGUGUUUCGAAUCGUGGUUGUGUCCAGUGUGGGUGAUCGUGUGUAUUCGGACGAGCAAAGCGAGUUUAAAUGUAAUUCAAUGCAGGUUGGGUGUCCAAAUUUAUGUUUCAACAAGUUUUCUCCGAUAUCCCACAUUCGAUUCUGGUCGUUUCAAAUCAUCAUGGUGACUACGCCUUCAAUCGUGUUCAUGGUGUAUUCGGCUCAUCAGAUAAAAAAGAAACCGCCCAACAAGGAAAAAUCUUCGGUCACUGGUCCCACCCCGUCACCGACCAAAAAAGCAGAGACUGCUGCUGAAGCUAUACAGCUCGAAGAGGAAGAUGAGAAAAAGAAAAGAAAAAAAUCAACUAUGCGGCCUACGUCACUGGCAAACACGAAUGAACAGCAAGACUCCAGGAAAUUACGUCAAUCUGUAAUCCAGGAGAUGUUUGGGGAAGAAAAGGCGGCUUUUUCUCAGCAUUAUGUCCUCUAUACUUCUUCCGUACUGAUGAGAACUUUAGUGGAGAUUCUAUUUAUUGUACUUCAGUAUCGUCUCUUUGGAUUCCGAGUAUCAGAGCUCUACAAAUGUACUGGCGACCCUUGUCCCAACAUAGUGGAUUGUUUUGUAUCCAGACCGAUGGAGAAGACUAUAUUUCUUUGGUUUAUGUUUGUGAUAGCCGUUAUAUGCCUUGCUCUAAACGUCGGUGAAAUGUAUUAUCUCUUAUGGCAGUUCGGUGUUCGUCGUUCACGAUUGGAGAGGAAACGAAAGCGUUAUCGCCGCAGCACAAUCUCUGAAGUCAGAGGCGCCAAUCUAGCAGACGCUGAAAUUCUAGAUGGCGGCGUUUUUCCCGUCCCAGGGGCGCCACCACCCGACUACCGUGGAGCGAUGAACUAUCCAGACGUGGACGCUAUUGAGUUGGUCCCGACAACAGGCAUUGCUGCUGGCACUACAGGCCUUGCGAUGUCUUUUAGUUUAGACGACGCCAUGUUGCCUGAACAUUUGAACACCUCCAGGUACCCUACAGGUUACGGACCGACAACCAGCGCCGGAGGGUCAUCAAGAAGCAACAACAACGCUUACCCCGUACCCGUUGAAGUAUCAGCGGACCAACCAUACAUGGCAAACCCGAGGAACGGCGUCAAAGGGAAACCGAACGACUAUUAUGACUAUGUUUGAACGUAGCAUUAGCAAACACAAUAAGCGAAAUAGAGUUCCGAUAUUUCCUAUCACUGUAUUAAACAUAAUCACUGAAUGUAAGCAAAUUGAGGAUGUGAUGAUAAAACAUCCUCUUGUUUACUGACAGCAACUCGUCUCCCACGUUCUUCAAGUUCCACAUAUAAUAAGAAGCAGAAGAUUUAAGACAUUUAAAUAUAAAUCAUAUCACCGAUGUACUAUCUCGCUUAUCAUAUAUUUGAGGGCAUUGUUAUACAAUGAUGGAAGUUAUUGUGUCCAUUUGUGCUCCAAAUUACACGUACUGACACGAAGCUGUGUGUUUCUUAAAAAUUAUUCCUAAGUUUUUUCCGGCGCCAAUUUUUAUUUAGAUUUCAUAAGUCCCAAUGAAGAAUUUCA
Messenger RNA from Ciona intestinalis (vase tunicate), 1812 nucleotides. RefSeq names its product gap junction delta-2 protein. Lineage: Eukaryota; Metazoa; Chordata; Ascidiacea; Phlebobranchia; Cionidae. Gene Ontology annotation, cellular component: connexin complex. Gene Ontology annotation, biological process: cell-cell signaling. The record is from RefSeq and is a predicted model, not a curated record. Gene Ontology annotation, molecular function: gap junction channel activity.